Rosa chinensis is the source of this 450-nucleotide messenger RNA. Its product is annotated as DNA topoisomerase 6 subunit A3. The transcript has a single exon. Gene Ontology annotation, molecular function: DNA binding; DNA topoisomerase type II (double strand cut, ATP-hydrolyzing) activity. Bases 1 to 450 code for a protein of 149 amino acids. The record is from RefSeq and is a predicted model, not a curated record. NCBI's taxonomy places the organism in Eukaryota, Viridiplantae, Streptophyta, Magnoliopsida, Rosales, Rosaceae. Gene Ontology annotation, cellular component: chromosome.
AUGUUAGUUUCUGGUACCCCGAUAGAGGAAUUAUUUGUGCGAAGCAAAGAGUACGACGUUCAGCAAAUCUUGUGUGAAGAUGUUGAGUACGUUGAGUUUGUGCUCACGGAUGUGAAGAAACCCAAAUUUAUUUUAGUUGUUGAGAAUGACAUAGUUUUUCAGAGAUUGGCUGAAUCAAAACUUCAGGAUCAUUUCCAGUGCAUCAUCAUGAUCGGCUGCGGACAACCAAGUAUUGCGGUUCGAAUAUUCUUGAAGAAGAUGGCCAAGGCUUUGGAUAUUCUUGUGCUAGUCCUUACGGAUAGCAAUCCUCAUGGACUUGAAAUUUUUUUCACAUAUUUAUACGGAUCCAGAAGCAUGAUCUACAAUUCUAGACAUCUAAGAACAAGAGGCAUAAAGUGGUUGGAUGUGUCACCUCAAGAUUUGAUUGAUUUGAAAAGUGAUGAGAUUUAG